This is a messenger RNA of Baudoinia panamericana UAMH 10762, 4746 nucleotides long. RefSeq lists its product as uncharacterized. The record is from RefSeq and is a predicted model, not a curated record. The transcript is spliced from 3 exons. Gene Ontology annotation, biological process: phospholipid translocation. Gene Ontology annotation, molecular function: ATP binding; magnesium ion binding; ATPase-coupled intramembrane lipid carrier activity. Bases 1 to 4746 code for a protein of 1581 amino acids. Lineage: Eukaryota; Fungi; Ascomycota; Dothideomycetes; Mycosphaerellales; Teratosphaeriaceae. Gene Ontology annotation, cellular component: plasma membrane.
AUGGCCGUCUCCCCCUACGCCGAGUCCAGCGAGCGCACAAACCCCGUCAAACGCAUCCGAUGGGCCACCCAACGAGUCACCGGCCGGAAAGGCCUGCAAAAGCGCAAAUCCAUCUUCAACCGGCACAACGCGCGCCAGAACGGAAGCGAGAAGAAGCGCGAGUCCAACGGCACCGAUCCGGAGCUGCAGAAGACGGAGGAGGAUGCGCAGAAUGGCGAGGCCGGCGAAGAGGGUGAAGGCAGUGCGAGUGGCAACAAGGCCGGUCGCACCAUCUACUUCAACGUCCCCUUGCCUUCCUUUGCGCGCGACGAGGAUGGCCGACCCCUGCAGCAUUACAAGCGCAAUAAGAUCCGCACGGCCAAGUAUACACCCAUCAGCUUCAUCCCGAAGAAUUUGUGGUUUCAGUUCCACAAUAUCGCCAAUGUCUACUUCUUGGCCGUCAUUAUCUUAUCCGGCUUCUCCAUCUUCGGCGCAACCAACCCCGGACUGUCCGCCGUCCCGCUGAUCGUCAUCAUAGUGGUGACAGCCGUCAAGGAUGGCAUUGAAGAUUGGGGCCGCACAGUCCUCGACAAUGAACUGAACAAUGCGCCCGUGCACCGCUUGAUCGACUGGAAUAAUGUCAACACUGCAGAGGAGAAGAUCUCGGCGUGGCGAAAGUUCAAAAAGGCCAACUCCCGCUUCAUUCUGUCUGUCUGGCGGAGUUGGAGAGCCUCGAACUCGAAGCGGAAAGCGAAGAAGGAGGCGAAGAAGGGCAAGGGGUAUGCGGAGCGGGCGGUGGAUGACGAGCCGGUACCGGAAGAGAGUCAGAGGAGGAGGAGUGUGCUGAAUGCACGGCUGGAUGAAGAAAUCGACAACGAGGGUCCGGUGGGGGGAGAAGAUGGCGAUGUCGAGAUGACGCCGGUACCGUCGCCUGUGCCCGGGCAGGAACGGUCGGGAGAGCAGCACAUGAUUCAAGAAAUGAGCAACGAAGCGUCACGAUCGGGAGAUGCGAAGCAGACGCUUGCCGUACCGCAGAGUGCGCUCGAAAAUGGCAAGCCAGCAGACGCACCAGUGUUCAAACGCUUCUACGGCAGCCUCAUCGACCCAACAAUGGAAGUCCCGGAAACGGCCCGCUUCAAGCGAGACUACUGGAAGAACGUGCAAGUUGGCGACUUCGUCCGCUUAUAUAACGGGGAGGAAGUGCCAGCCGAUAUUGUGGUGUUAUCCACCAGCGACUCAGACGGACAAUGCUACGUGGAGACGAAAAACCUCGACGGCGAAACCAACCUCAAGGUCCGUAACGCCUUACACUCCGGCACCCGCGUCAAGCGCGCCCGCGACUGCGAACGCACAGCCUUCACCCUUGAAUCCGAACCCCCUCACGCAAAUCUCUACGCCUACUCAGGAGUAGUACGAUGGAAACAACGCAACGCCUCCUCCUCCGACGGCUCACUCCGUGACAUGGCCGAACCCGUCAGCAUCAACAACCUCCUCCUCCGCGGCUGCACGCUGCGAAACACGGAAUGGAUUGUCGGCGUCGUCGCGUUCACGGGAGAAGAAACGAAAAUCAUGCUCAACUCCGGCAUCACGCCGUCCAAGCGCGCGUACAUUUCCAAGGAACUCAAUUGGGACGUCAUCUACAACUUCAUCAUCCUCUUCAUCAUGUGCCUCGUCGCCGGCAUCGUGGAAGGAACCACCUGGGCGCGGCUUACGGAGAGCUGGUAUUACUUCGAAUACGGCAACUACGGCAACUCCCCCGCCACCGACGGCGUCAUCACCUUCUGGGCCGCCAUCAUCUUAUUCCAGAAUUUGGUCCCCAUCUCUCUAUACAUCAGCCUCGAGAUCAUCCGCACGGCGCAGGCCUUCUUCAUCUACUCCGACACGUACAUGUACUACGAGAAGAUCGAUUACCCCUGCACGCCGAAAAGCUGGAACAUUAGCGACGAUUUGGGACAGAUCGAGUACAUCUUCUCCGAUAAGACGGGCACGCUGACGCAGAACGUGAUGGAGUUUAAGAAGUGCACGAUCAAUGGUGUUCCGUAUGGGGAAGCUUAUACGGAAGCGCUGGCGGGCAUGCAGAAGAGGCAGGGUGUGGAUGUUGAGGAAGAAGGGAGGAAGGCGCGGGAACAGAUUGCGGUCGAUCGUGUGGCUAUGAUUCGCGGGAUCAGGGCGAUGCAUGAUAACCCUUACCUCCGCGAUGAUGAGCUCACGUUCGUCGCGCCCGGGUUUGUGGCGGAUUUGGGUGGGGAGGCGGGGGAGAAGCAGAAGCGGGCGUGUGAGCAGUUCAUGCUUGCCCUCGCGCUGUGUCAUACUGUUAUCACCGAGCGCACGCCCGGGUCACCGCCGAAGAUCGAGUUCAAAGCCCAGUCCCCCGACGAGGCGGCGUUGGUGGCCACGGCGAGGGAUGUCGGGUUUACGGUGAUGGGACGGAGUAACGAUGGGAUUAUCGUUAAUGUCCUCGGCGAGGAACGGGAGUAUACGGUGCUUAACACGCUGGAGUUUAACUCGGCGAGGAAGAGGAUGAGCGCUGUUAUCCGCAUGCCGGAUGGGAGGAUUGUCCUGUUCUGCAAAGGGGCGGAUAGUGUGAUUUACUCCCGUCUCCGACGCGGCGAGCAGCCGGAGUUGCGAAAGAGCACGGCGGAGCAUCUGGAGAUGUUUGCUCGUGAGGGACUGAGGACGCUGUGUAUCGCCCAACGCGAGCUGGGCGAGGAGGAGUACCAGAAGUGGAAUGUUGAGCACGAUCUCGCUGCCGCUGCCGUGCAGGAUCGGGAGGAGAAGCUCGAUGCCGUUUCGGAUGCUAUUGAGCGGGAACUGACGCUGCUGGGUGGUACGGCGAUCGAGGAUCGACUGCAAGAUGGUGUCCCGGACGCUAUCCAGCUUCUCGCGCAGGCGGGGAUCAAGUUGUGGGUGCUGACGGGGGAUAAGGUGGAGACGGCGAUCAAUAUCGGCUUUUCCUGCAAUUUGCUGGAUAAUGAGAUGGAUCUCAUCGUCUUGAAAGUGGAGAGCGAGAGUCUGGAGGAGGCCGGGGCGGAGUUGGACCGGCAGUUGAAGGUGUUCGGCAAGACGGGGAGUGAUGAGGAAUUGAAGGCCGCGAAGAAGAACCACGAACCCCCCGCCCCGACGCACGCGCUCGUGAUUGACGGGGAGACGCUCAAGCUCGCGCUGCAUGAGUCGUUGCGGCAGAAGUUUUUGCUGUUGUGUAAGGAGUGUCGCUCCGUGCUGUGUUGUCGCGUCAGUCCGAGUCAGAAGGCGGCGGUGGUGCAGAUGGUGAAGGCGGGGUUGGAGGUCAUGACGCUGUCGAUUGGCGAUGGCGCGAAUGAUGUUGCUAUGAUUCAGGAGGCGGAUGUGGGGGUGGGCAUUGCCGGGGAGGAGGGCAGGCAGGCGGUGAUGAGCUCCGAUUAUGCGAUCGGGCAGUUUCGGUUCUUGUGCCGGUUGGUGCUGGUGCAUGGCCGGUGGAGUUAUCGGCGCAUGGCGGAGACGAUUGCGAAUUUCUUUUAUAAGAACAUCGUCUGGACCUUCGCCCUCUUCUGGUACCAGAUCUACACCAACAUGGACUGCUCCUAUGCCUUCGACUACUCCUACAUCCUCCUCUACAACCUGGCCUUCACCUCUCUACCAGUCAUCUUCAUGGGCAUUCUCGACCAGGACGUCGACGACAAAGUCUCCCUCGCCGUGCCCCAACUCUACCGCCGCGGCAUCGAGCGCCUCGAGUGGACACAAGUCAAGUUCUGGACGUACAUGAUCGACGGCCUGUACCAGAGCGUGAUAUGCUUCUACUUCACUUACCUCAUCUUCCAACCCGCUACCUUUAAUACCGAGGACGGCAGGACGAUCAGCGAUUACAAGCGCAUGGGCGUGUACAUCGGCAACCCGGUCGUGGUGGUGGUGAAUAUGUACGUGCUGCUGAACACGUACCGCUGGGACUGGUUCAUGCUGCUCAUCACCGCCAUCUCGGUGUUGCUCAUCUUCUUCUGGACCGGCGUCUACACUUCGGGAACGUUCGGUUUCACCUUCUACGGCGCCGCGUCGCAAGUUUACGGCGCGCUGAAUUUCUGGGCUAUGCUCUUACUCACCGUGAUAUUAUGCUUACUGCCCCGCUUCGCGGCGAAGGCGUUUCAGAAGAUUUAUAUGCCCCGCGACGUGGAUAUCGUGCGCGAGCAGAUCCGGCAAGGGAAAUUCGAGUACCUCAAGCAUGUCGACCCGGAGAAAGUGGGUCCGACGAAACUCGCGCCCAGCGACGGCAGUACGUCGUCGAAGGACGAGUCGGAGACGAGCAAAUCGACCGAUCCGAAGAAGGGUUCGCAUAAUUCGGCGAUGUCUGAGGAUAUGCGACCGAUAUACCCUCCUUCCAUUGCUGCGACGGCGGCGACGACUCAUAACGCGCGCAGUCAGAAUGGCAGUGACGGGACGGAUUAUACGGGGCAUAGGGAUAGUCUGGACCGCGCUUUUCCGCACGGCGGUGCUGCUUCGCAAGCACAAUCACAAUCACAACAGCAGCAAUAUAAUACCGCGCAGACACCCACCAUCACGACCACCGACGAGAUCGGCGGCACGGGACGACCGAGUAUGGAUCGUCCCCGGCCGAGUUUCGAUCGGUUAAGGACGAGUAUGGAUCGUACCCGGGCGAGCUUUGAGGCGAGUCGGGAUUUCACGAGCGCGGCGUAUUUGGCACGGGUGGAGAGUAGUCAGUCGCAAGGGGAGAGAGGAGGAGGAGGAGGGGCGGGGAACAGUCGGUUGAAGGAUGUUAGUGCGGAUUUGAGACGAUAG